AUGGGUAUGGGUAGUUUGGGGAGGAUUUGUCCCAUGACGGUUUCAUUCAACUUCUCCCACAUCAUCAACGAGCUAUCCUUCGGCCCUUACCUCCCCUCUCUGAUCAACCCGCUCGAUCAGACCGUCAACUCGGCCCCAGAACACUCGCACUUUCACCGCUUUCAGUAUUUCCUCUCCAUCGUCCCGACAGUCUACAGCCUCGGCCACCCAGACUCAUAUUCGUCCCGCUCCAUCUUUACAAAUCAAUACGCCGUCACGGAGCAGUCCGCUCCUAUUCCAGAGAACAUGGAGAUGCAGAUGAUUCCCGGGAUUUUUGUCAAGUACGACAUCGAGCCGAUCCUACUGAAUAUUGUCGAGGACAGGGAUAGCUUCUUUGUCUUUUUGAUCAAGGUGGUGAAUAUCCUGAGCGGCGCCAUGGUGGCGGGGCAUUGGGGUUUCAGGCUCAGCGACUGGGUGAAUGAGGUGAGGGGACGGAGGAGGAGGAACGCGGGACAUAGCCAGGGGAUGCUGGGGACCAAGGGGGGUGGGGAGUAUGAGGAGUGA
Podospora anserina S mat+ is the source of this 543-nucleotide messenger RNA. RefSeq lists its product as uncharacterized. Bases 1 to 543 code for a protein of 180 amino acids. The transcript has 2 exons. NCBI's taxonomy places the organism in Eukaryota, Fungi, Ascomycota, Sordariomycetes, Sordariales, Podosporaceae. The record is from RefSeq and is a predicted model, not a curated record. Gene Ontology annotation, biological process: retrograde vesicle-mediated transport, Golgi to endoplasmic reticulum; endoplasmic reticulum to Golgi vesicle-mediated transport. Gene Ontology annotation, cellular component: Golgi membrane; COPII-coated ER to Golgi transport vesicle; endoplasmic reticulum membrane.